AUGUCCAAGUUUGGCACAGACGAGAACCCCAUAGAUACCUCAUAUUAUGAGUUGUUAGACAUUCCUACUAAUGCUGAAGCUAUACAAAUUAAGAAGGCCUACAGAAAACUUGCCAUGGUUUACCAUCCAGAUAAAAACAAGGAACCAGGAGCUGAAGAGAAGUUCAAAGAAAUCUCAGAAGCUUAUCAAGUCUUAUCAGAUCCUCAAUUGCGUGCAGCAUACAACAAGUAUGGUAAAGACAAAGAGCUUGCUCCAGAAGGUGGAUUUGCCGACCCUCGUGAGUACUUUCAACAAAUGUUUGGUGGUGAUGCAUUUAGAAGCAUCAUUGGUGAAUUAGCUGUUGGUGAAAUGUUUAGUGAUGCCCAACAAGACGAACUCGAAAAACAAGGCACCGCUGCUGAGGGAAGUGAAGAUAGCGAAAAGAAGCUAAUGAAUAAGGAGCAAAUGGAGAAGAUGCAAAAGCAACAACAGGAACGUGUUGAUAAGCUAGCAGAGACACUCAAGUUGAAAUUGGCAUUGUUCACUGAGAGCGAAGGCGACCAACAAGCGAUAACUGCAUUCCAGGAUCAAAUCAAACAUGAAGCAGAAAAGUUAAAAAAUGAAAGCUAUGGUCUUGAGUUACUUCAUUCCAUUGGUGGUGUGUAUUCUCUCAAAGCCAAGCAUUACUUGGGUAUUAAGGGUGGUGGCAUGCCUAGUAUCUUCCUUGGAUUCAAGCAAAAGAAACACAUUGUCAAGGAGCUCUGGACUACAGUGAAGGUUGCUAUGGACGUUCAGCAAGCUGCAGAAAUGAUCUCGAAAGCAGAAGAAAAGGGUAUGGAUGAUUCAGACAAGAUGAAGUUGGAGGAAGAAGUGACAACCAAGACCUACAAGGCAUUAUGGCAGACCUCCAAAUUUGAAGUUGAGGCUACAUUACGUCAAGUGUGUGAUAAGGUGCUUCAAGAUAAGGAGGUUGACAGCAAGACUCGUCAAAAGAGAGCAAUAGCAUUGAAAUGGGUUGGGUAUAUUUACAAACAUACCGAAGCAGAUAAAUCUUGUAUGGAUUUACAAAUUAAGCCGUAA
Molecule: messenger RNA, 1059 nt
Organism: Mucor velutinosus
Lineage: Eukaryota; Fungi; Mucoromycota; Mucoromycetes; Mucorales; Mucoraceae
Exons: 6
Coding region: 1-1059 (352 amino acids)
Source: RefSeq, a predicted model, not a curated record